AGGCUGCUGGAAGUACUGUGUAGGUGUGUCUAUGCAAAUACAUUGGUCUCAGUCAGCAUAAAUGCAGAGACUCCAGCGAGAGUUUAAUCUGCGCUGUUUGAGGCAGGAUGGCAACCAAACUGGGUUGUGCUUUGACUGCAAUCAUUUUUCUUGCAUUGGGUGUUGCAAAAUGUGAAGAGGAAAUUGCUAACAUGCAUAUGUUAGAUAACGAAGAAAGGUUCACCCGAGCUCUCACAUUAAGACCUGCAUCUGGUUAUCCUGAGGAUUGCAGUGGUGUCAGUGGUAAAAGCGGACUUCACAUUAUCAAACCUAACGGAUCCCCCCCACUUGUUGUGUAUUGCGACAUGAGAACAGACGGUGGUGGAUGGACCAUGAUUCAAAGGAACAAUCGGGUAACAGAAAUUAACUGGGCAGAAUACUGGACAGCCUACAAGUAUGGUUUUGGCAAUAUCCUUCGGGAUCACUGGCUGGGAAAUGAAUAUAUAUACAAGAUCAUAAAGCAGAGAAAUUACAAAAUAAAGUUUUUGCUGAGGGAUAGGUACAAUAGACUGCGUAUUGCUAAUUAUGACUCAUUCGCUAUCGGAAAUGAAGUAAGUGGUUACAGAUUGAGCUUAGGUAGAUACUCAGGAAAUGCCGGCAAUGCUAUGGUAGGAAAUCAGAACACCGUUGUACAUGAUAAUAUGAAGUUUUCAACAUUGGACCGAGACCAGGAUAGGUCAUCGUCGAACUGUGCAAAAUCUUGCAGGGGCGGCUUCUGGUUUAAUAAUUGUUACAGGGUUAACCUGAAUGUAAAGACAUCAAUCUACUGGUAUGGCUUGUGCAAUGGCAACUGCAAGUCUUCCCAGAUUCUGAUCAAACCUGACAAUGUGUGUAAGCAGUAUAAUUAACACAAGUGACAUAGAACUGAUGAGUUCCAGGUGAUACUUCAUCCUGACGAAUGGAAAGAAGUUCUGAGUGCUUUACACAGGCAUGGCUCUCAACUCUAUGUCUGUGCAUCACUCUGGCCCACCUCGGUGCUCCCCGUUUGAAAAUUAUUUCUGGCCUGUCUUCAAAACAAGAAAGCAAAAUAUUUGGGGUAGAUUUUUCUUGUGCAUUGGGAUUUAUCUAUAUUCUCUUUUGGGGAGCUGAAUUUGUGUGUGAAAUGCCUGAUUUAGAAUGAAGUGAAAUCAGACCUGUGAACUGACAGCUAGCUGUAAGUAUAAUUGCUCAAAAAAUCAGAAAUCAUCACAAACAAAACAAAUUCGAAGGCUACUCUCAGGUUUCUACCAGUUUGGAUCUUUGUUAUAAAUGUAAAUCUGUAAUUUCUCAAAACUAUCUUCAAAUGUUUUGACACAUUCAACGAGCAGUGUAAUUUUGUGAUGGUUGUUUGACCGUGUUCAUUUUUGUCACCAUAAAUACCAGCUGUGGGCAGGAAUAAGACCCAGAUCAGAUGAUGUGUGAAAAUGUAGAGAUAGCUACAAGUCUGACUAUUUACAGAAAUUGGUGUUUCAUUCUGUAUUUAAUACUGAUUAAAAUGCUUAUAGUUACAAUAAAAUGGACUUCAAUAUCC
Messenger RNA from Carcharodon carcharias (great white shark), 1549 nucleotides. Its product is annotated as fibrinogen-like protein 1-like protein. The record is from RefSeq and is a predicted model, not a curated record. The coding region runs from base 108 to 887 and encodes 259 amino acids. Lineage: Eukaryota; Metazoa; Chordata; Chondrichthyes; Lamniformes; Lamnidae. The transcript is spliced from 3 exons.